CAUUUUUAGUACAGACACAAACUUUGAAUCUGCCACACGGUAGCUCGGGAAAGAAUUGCUCACUGUCGGUAUCGGAUAUGAAUUGAAGAAGAAAUUGAGAAAACACAAAUUGAAGAGAGAAAUCCAAGUGAAACAGUGAUAUUUUUUAAUAAAAGAAUUCAGAAUAAUAGUGCCAUGUACUUAUAACAAUAACUUUGUGAAAAAUCCAUAACAAUUGAAAAAAAAACCCUUAAAAAGGAUAAAAGUAAAAACUAAAGAGACGAAAGAACGAAAAACAAAAACAAGGAAAAUAAUCGAAAUCGAGAAAAUCAAAAUGGUGGAAAAUCGAAAAUUGUUUUAUGCAAUUAGUGUGCUGUUAUUGAGUUGCUGCUGUCAAAUUAUUUCAAUGUUUCCACAUAAUGCAGAUAGCGAGCUGCUCGAUGAUGGCUCGAUUUCCAGCAUAGACAACAAGGCCAUAACCAGCCAAGGCAUCAGCACUAACAUCGGCAUCAGCACCAGCACCAGCACCAGUACGAGUAGCAGUGUCGGCCCCAAUUCAAAUGCCGAUGCCAGCAACAAUAGUGAAUACAAUCGCGCCAAUGUGGAUAGUGGCAGCAACCAAAGCUAUGGCAACAAUGACGAUGAUAGUGAAUUUAUAAUCGCCGUGGAGCGGAUGCUUCACCAACACACCAGUCCAGCCAAACAGCAGGGUCCACAGGAUGCCAUUACAAUGGUUCAUACCGGCGAAGCAGUGUCUAGCAGUGGCAGCAACAACAAUAUGGGGGUGUGGGAGGCUCCCGAUAGUGAGGCAUCGGAAAAUGUUGAUGAUUUGAUUUUUCUGAACAAACGACCAAUUAACCAACAUCAGUAUGUCGCUCGACUCCCAACGCUGCCAACAAAGGAGCACCCACAUAGACAAUAUGUACAGCAUUUAUUCGAAAUUCAUCAUCAUCGGAGUGCGGAUGGUCACGAUAGUGGCAGCAGCAGCAGCAGCAGCAGCACUUCGGAUGAACAUUCAGAUUCAUUAACACAUUCAACAUUUGCCUCAGCAACAGCCUCCGAAAGGCUGGCGGAGAGUGUGAUGGUGGCCUCAAAAAAGGAUGCUGCUGAUGCGGCAACGCUACCGCAUGAAAUUCAAUUACAGCCCCACAAUAAUGAAGAGUUCCAAAGUGGAGCGAUGAUGACGAUGGCAACGAUGACGACGACUAUGGCGGCGGUCGCGGUUACACCCCUUGACUUAAGCGAUUUUCUAGCCCUUAUACCGGCGAAAAAAGUCAAAACCAUUGUGUCCCAUUAUUAUCGCAACGAUCCGGAAGUCCAGCGUGCCCAGGCCUUCAUGGACAGUCAAGAUUUCAUUUCGCUAAAACAUCACAUCAUUACCAUACCGGAAAUGUCAGCAUUUUUACGUUAUUUAAAUAGCAGCGGUUUGGAUUUAGUCCAUUUUGUAACGGCCCUCACAAACUUAACAACAAAUGUGAUGGUGGCAGACGAAGUCGCAUGCUCAACUGAAAAAGGUCAAAUGACUGUUCAUGGCGAGGGGUCAUUGUCGUCCUCGGCGGCCAUUGAGACAAAUGAUAUUGAGUAUGGAGUGAAACAAAUGGCAACAGCAUCAGCAGUAACAACAACAACAACAAUAACCACAGAAACAAUAGUGGCAUCAAAUAUUGAAAUCCAAACACAUCCGCCGCCAUCACCAUCAGCAUCAGCAUCAUCAAUACAAACACCAACAACGGAAUCCGCAUUCACACCAACAAUGGCAACUUCAACGUCCGCCACAAUGGACACGGAGUCUACAACAAUAAGAGAACAACUUAAUGGCUUACACGGUUUAGUUGAUAGCAUUUUGGAUGUACUGCCACAGGAUCAAAUCCUGGCAACAUUCUUUGAUAAACUCGAGUCCGAUGAACAGUUCUCGAAGCUAGUCGAUAAUAUUGGCAGUUCGGAAUUCUCCAAAAUACUCAACAAUAUGCAGAAUUCAAUGGCGCUGCGAAAUUUAAUAUUUACCUUACACAAUAAUGGAGUUUAUGUCAUUCGAAUUGUUGACUCGUUGAAAUCAUAUUUCUUCCUGGGUGGAUUUUAAAUGACAAAUAAAUAAACACUAAAAUCGUCCAUUUCAUUUCAUUCCUUUCCAUGCCAACCGAAGCCAACCCAUCCCAUCCCAUCCAUGGCAGAGAUGAUGCUCCAUUUCAAGACGUUCUCUUAACAAUAAACAGCAUCAUUGUCACAACCAUCGCUUUGGUAUUUGCUCCAUCAUCCGUAACCUCAACCAACAAUCCACUCCAAGCAAUCAAAUCAAAAACCCAAAUCAACACCAGUCCAGGAUUCAAAGCCUAACGCCUGGCCCAGCAGCCGGGGAGCAGUGGUUGGGGACAAAAUGAAGCACUAAAAAAAUAUUAUAAUGGUAUCGUAAAAUAAUUCAGUCAAUAAAAGGUCAACUGUA
Messenger RNA from Stomoxys calcitrans (stable fly), 2419 nucleotides. RefSeq names its product serine-rich adhesin for platelets. The coding region runs from base 314 to 2059 and encodes 581 amino acids. NCBI's taxonomy places the organism in Eukaryota, Metazoa, Arthropoda, Insecta, Diptera, Muscidae. The record is from RefSeq and is a predicted model, not a curated record. The transcript has 4 exons.